AACAACAAAGUGAGAAAAGAGGCGAACAGAUUAGAUAUAUUAUUGUUGAUAGCUUGCUUAAAAUGAUGUACGAAAAUAAUGACUUUUCUUCCAUUUCUUUUGCUCUGACGUAUUAUUACGUUGCCUUGAAAUUCUUUCUCAUUUUAUUGUCAAUUUCGCUUAUGUAUCAAAGGUGGCGUUGUGAGGAGCCAUCUUAGGG
This is a messenger RNA of Enterobius vermicularis (human pinworm), 199 nucleotides long. Lineage: Eukaryota; Metazoa; Nematoda; Chromadorea; Rhabditida; Oxyuridae. The record is from the annotation of a GenBank genome assembly.